CACCGAGCUGAUAUUUUUUGCAAAGGGACUUGACUACCGCGGCUGGUUCAUAAUCAACGGCUUGAAGACCUACGUCCAAGGCAUUCACCUGGUUAAAUCAUUCAGCCGGGAUUUGGUUCCACCUAGGCAUGCCCGGGAGUCUGACUGCUCCUUUCCUUCGCCUGAUCCUAUAGCUGGUUACACGAGGCGGAUGACUAUGACUCGGGCCCGGAACUAUCUCACAUGGAGACUCCCCAAUAUUCUUAUGGAUGUGCCUGUUUCCAUACGAAUAUAAGCAUAUGACCGUCUCAUUCGCUGCCACCUCAGCAGAAUUGGCUAAUUCCGACCUUCAAGCCAACAUCUUCUUUCCCCCAAGGACUGCGGGCACCAAAACUGAUUCCACGUCAACAUCGCAGGAACGAUCAUCAGCGGGAAUCCGACGUACCGUUUACAACGCGGCAACCGAGACAUGGCUCCAUUUGACGGGUGACUGUGCUAUGACAUUGGCGCAUGUAUAUGAACAUUGCAGUCUCUCAGAGACCCCUACAGAGAUAGCUACUCGGGUCCAAAUCGUCGUCAUUUCGCCCAGUGAGCUAGAUAUAUUGACAGUUUCCGGAUGUUUUUAUGAAGUCGCCAGUUUCUAGAAGAUCAUGAGUUGCAGCAAAGAUGGCUCAAACUAUCCCUGGGCCUCCCUCUUCAGGCUAUACAUGACAUAUUUUCACCCUCUAAGGUGGGG
Lindgomyces ingoldianus is the source of this 715-nucleotide messenger RNA. RefSeq lists its product as uncharacterized. The record is from RefSeq and is a predicted model, not a curated record. The coding region runs from base 249 to 623 and encodes 124 amino acids. The transcript has 2 exons. Lineage: Eukaryota; Fungi; Ascomycota; Dothideomycetes; Pleosporales; Lindgomycetaceae.